Molecule: messenger RNA, 2115 nt
Organism: Symbiodinium sp. CCMP2592
Lineage: Eukaryota; Dinophyceae; Suessiales; Symbiodiniaceae
Source: the annotation of a GenBank genome assembly
AUGCAGCUCUUAGAGCGGGUCAUGCUAAAACCCAUUGCAGUUCCUGCUCUCAACAAGUGGACCAAAGUAGCUCCCUGCGUGCGUCACGUGUCCUUGCUGCAAAACUUUUGCCAGCUUGCGCCGAAAGCCUUUGAGGCAGCAUUCCAGACUGCUGGCAUGGUCGCAGACCAGGUUUCUUCAGAGGACGAAGGCGAGCAAGUGGGUGCACCUGUCAACGAGACCAAGGUUUGGAGAAAGCUUGCCAAGCUGCGCCUUUGCAAGGCAGGUUUUUUCUUGCAGGAUGAAACGGCUAGAUGGUCCACGUGUGUUUGGAUGGUACUCAGUGCGCCUGUGAUGAGAAUUCACUAUUCGCUUUUCAAGCAUGCGACCUGGCACACCCACAGGAAACAGGACCUGGAGGCACAGGCAGCGGAUGCACUUGAUGCGUUCACGACUGUUUGUUUUUGCAAAGCAGCCGAAAACCCUGCCAAGAAAGCUUUGGAAAAUUUGGGUGUCUUGAACAAGCACAACAGGCGACCUGCAUGGGUGAUGCCAGCCAACACAGUUGUCAAUGGCUGGAACUUAUUUCAGCAAGAUUUGAUCGCUCGCAAUCCAGCUUUGCAGGCUUUGUCGCUAGCAGAGAUGGCUGCAGCCACGAAGACGGAGUGGUCUAAGCUGUCCAGAGACCAAAAAAAGCAUUGGGGCGCUUUGGCCCGGGCUCAGAACUUGGAUUCCGUGGAUGACGCGGCUUCAAGCCAAGUUCCCGAGCAGACCGGUGGGCCUUGGAACGCUGCCUCGAGCCACGGCUUUCCUUUGGCUAGGCAUCUCAUUGCAGACAAGUGCCACGAGGCCACCAAGGUUGGUACUGCAUUUCGGAAGGCACACAAUGUGCUGCAACCUGAAGGUGCUGACAGCAUGUCUGGUGAGCCAGACCCGCAGUGGCCUUUGCUUGCCCCCUGCCCGGUCGAUGCGUGUGAGCAUUGCCUACCUGAGGCAAGCAGGCCCACCAUGAGCCGUCUUUUGGACUUGUUCUGGAAAGUGAUUCUGAAGCAGGCUCCAAGCCUCAAGGCCACAGGGUCUGAACCUUUGGUUGUGUCGUUUCAUUCGCCGAGCACCCGAAGAAUUCACGAUGUGGCCGUGAUGUUCCACACGUUGCGGGCUCCACAUCAAGCGGCUCUUUUGGUUCUCCAUAGAGAAGAGUCCCCAGAACUGAUGGCAGAUGGCAUUUUGGCCAGCUUGCACGCUAGCCCUUUGGGCAGGUUCAGGGGACAGCUUGACAUUUUAAGCGAAAGCAUGCUCUUGGCAAAAAUGGCCACAGAGGCGCAAGAUUGGGAGAUGCGGAUUGCCAGGCUUGGGCGGGGUCAGUUGCUAAGCCGCUUUGAUGUUAUUGGUGAGUCAGCAAUUGACGAAGAUGAGUACCUGGAUUCGAGGCGAUCGCGUGAACAAAUGGAAGCCAACGCGGCUUUGGCUGCAUUCGCUUUGGCACACCCGGCUGAGCAGCCUAAACGCACAAGUGCAAAAAAGCCUGGCCAAGGCCCGGCCCAGAGACCCAAGACACAAGCACAAAACUCUUUGCAACAGGAGAAGAAGCUCCAGGGAAUCAUUCCAUUUCUCUCGGAUUCGGAGUCUUCUCACGCGGAAGACUUUGGAGCUGAAAAGGCCAAGGCCAAGGCGGCCACGGCAGCAAGCUUGGCAGUUGACGAAGCCGAGGUUUGGCUUGGAAGCGGCUGCGAAGAGGUUGCAGCCCCAGAGCCAGCAGGCAACGCAGCGGCUUCAAGCCGGGAUCCUGCCACCCAAAGAGGAACGGUCCAACAUCGCGCCACAACUUGGGGCUGUUUUACAAUUGGGCGGCACACAUCCAAGUUUUUUGGAGACGGUUGGGUCGCAACCUGCGGCAUGCAUCACAACUCAGACGACAAGACUGGCGUGGUGUGCAGAAAGGUGCUUCCUGUGCAGAACCUGACUGAGGCGGAAUGCAAGCUUCGCUUGAAGCGCUGGCUUGUAGCCGGGUUGGAUGAAGCCAGCAUGGGGGGCAGUAAAGCCAGGUCUUUGCACCUUGCCAAAGGCGGCCCAAGGUUGAACCACUUUGCCACAGGCCUUCCCGAAGAGGAGCUUGACAAGCGCGUGGGGGCAUGA